CUGCGGGGUUAGGGGAUGCAGCUCGACCCGUCCCCGGGGGCUCCGCGGGCGGCCCCGGCGCGGGCAGCGGCAGAGUCCGCAGCGAGACACUCGUGUCUUCCAGCGAGAAGCGCCAGCGCGGCGGGGAGAGGGGGAAGAUGAGCCCGGCCCGCGCCCGCGGGAGCCGCAGCACCCAGCGCUGAGCCCGCUCCGGCGGCCGCCGCCAGAGCCGGAGAUGGCCGCGGACUCUACAAUCCCCAUCUGGCAGAACAAACCCCAUGGCUCAGCACGCAGCGUUGUCAGGAGGAUUGGGUCAAACCUCCCUUUAAAGCCCUGUCCCAGAGCAACCUUUGAGGUUCUACCAAAUGUUUCAGAGCUGUAUUUAAGUGAUGUCCCUCCAGUCCCCACUUUGGCAGACAUUGUGUGGAUAGCAGCAGAUGAUGAAGAAACAUACGCCAGAGUCAGAAGUGACACUCGUCCGCUGAAGCACAAGUGGAAGCCAAGUCCCUUCACUGUUAUACAGCGAAAUGCUUCAGUCCCCAACCUGAGGAAGCAGGAAGAGAAGCUGCUUGCCUUGAAGAAGCCUGGUUUACCAGCACUGAGCCGAACAACAGAGCUCCAGGAUGAGCUGAGUCACCUUCGUAGUCAAAUAGCUAAAAUAGUUGCUGCAGAGUCAGCUUCUUCUGCAUUAACACCAGACUUAUUAUCUCCAGGAAGUUCAAAUGCGUCUUCUCCUUUACCUUGUUUUGGACCCUCUUUCCAAUCCACAACUUCCUUUGUCAUUAGUGACAUCACAGAGGAGGAGGCAGAGCUGGAAAGCCCCGAGCUCCCUUCAGUCUCCAUGCUUUGUUCUACAGCCUCUGAGUGUUGUAAACCAGACCCAAAGGAUCCCGAUGAGGAAGAUUCAGUAUCUCUGUCAAAGGCCAGCAGUUUUGCAGACAUGAUGGGCAUUCUUAAAGACAUUCAUAGGAUGAAGCAGAGCAAAGACUUAAACCGAACUUCAAUGAAGGAGGAAGAUCCAGCUGUUCUUAUAGCAGAAGUUCUGAGAAGAAAAUUUGCUCUAAAGGAUGAAGAUCUGACCCUGAAGGAGAAGUGAUGCCACUGUCCUUAAACUCUAAAAUAAAUCAGGCUGGUUUCUGUGAGCAAUGAUCCGGUUGCCCUCAGUGUCCUGGGUGAAGCUGAAGAUGCAGCAAUCCUCUCCCACUCCACUGAAGGCUUUGCUCUUGCUGUGGGACUCCACUUGGAAGACCCAAGGGUCUGGCAAAGGAGCCGGGGAAGCCAAUGCUUUCUGUGCACGAUGCUGGGGUGUGACCUGCACUGUCUCCUCCUCAGCCUCAAGGGAUUGUUUCUGAGCUUCCUCCACUUGUGGCAAAGCCAAGAUCUUCACAGGGCAGGCAGGUAAACAAAUACUUUUUCCUUUACAGUCUUUAUUCAGGGUGAAUGGGUAUGGCCUGCAGUUUUCUUUGUCUUUUUUGUCUGAAAACAACAUGGAAUAGGUUAAAGCCAGAGGUGGCACACAUAUUUUUCAGGGUUAGUCACUACUCACAGUACCAUUCCUCAAUGCCCAUCUGAGUGCUGCCACUUAGUUGCUCCUUCCAGUAACACCACAGUCCAACCUACACCAGAGAGCACACCUGCUGCCUAACUAUCCAUGUUUGUGCUGCUGAGGCUGUGGUGGAAUGGCAGCCUAAAACACGGUGGCAGUUCAAAAAAGCAAACUUCCUUCAAGUGAGACGCAAGGACCACACCUCCAACAGCUCUGGCCUUUGGCUCCUCUGCCUGCCUCCUCACAGCUCCCCAGGCAGUUCACCCAUGAUAUGCCCUACAAAAGCAGCAGCUCAAGAGUUACCAAAUAAAACCCCACAGUGAAACUUCUCCAGCUGGUGUUCAUCACCUGAUGAAGGCAUCAAGCCCCAUAUUUGCUUCUGAAACCAUUUCAUAUAAAAUCUGAUACAACUGCUCAAUAGAAGCGAGCUCACCCUUGAUUCAGGAUGAGACAAAAACAAUAUAAACCCUGCAGCAUGUUCAGUCCUGCACACUCUUGAGCCACAGCAGUGUCCCGUGAAUCCCAGACACACACAGUGAGCAAGGGAAUGUGAUCAGUUGAGACAAACCAGAAAAUGGUAAGAACACACACACACAUCCAGAAGGAGUAGGAAUAACAAAUCCAAAGCAAAACCCAUCAAUGGCCCUGUCACAACACAAAAAAAACUCAAAUAAAUUGUACAGCUUA
Colius striatus (speckled mousebird) is the source of this 2212-nucleotide messenger RNA. RefSeq names its product mitochondrial fission regulator 1 like (gene MTFR1L). NCBI's taxonomy places the organism in Eukaryota, Metazoa, Chordata, Aves, Coliiformes, Coliidae. The record is from RefSeq and is a predicted model, not a curated record. Gene Ontology annotation, biological process: mitochondrial fission; aerobic respiration. Bases 215 to 1075 code for a protein of 286 amino acids. Gene Ontology annotation, cellular component: mitochondrion. The transcript is spliced from 7 exons.